This is a messenger RNA of Megachile rotundata (alfalfa leafcutting bee), 834 nucleotides long. RefSeq lists its product as uncharacterized. NCBI's taxonomy places the organism in Eukaryota, Metazoa, Arthropoda, Insecta, Hymenoptera, Megachilidae. The record is from RefSeq and is a predicted model, not a curated record.
AUGAAAGAUAUUCAGCACAUAGUACGAGAAAAGAAGCAGAAGAACAGUAAGAAUGGGGACAAAAAAAAGAGCAAUAAGAACGAGAAGAAUAAGGAACAUAAGCAGAAUUGUGGAUGUAAGAAGCAUAAGAAGAAUGAGGAUUAUAAGAAGAACAAGAAAAGCAAAGAAUAUAAGAAAAGUGAGAAGAAUGAGGAAGUUAAGAAGAACAUGAAGAAAGAAGAACAUAAAAAGAGUGAGAAAAAUGAGGAACCUAAGAAGAACAAGAAGAGUAAAGAACAUAAGAAGAAUACAAAAAAUACCGAACAGAGGACGAUUGCGAAAAAUAAGGAACAUAAGAAGAACAAGGAGGAUAGGAUAAAGAACAUAAGAAAAUUAAGAAAAAUGAGGUACAUAAUAAGAACAAGAAGAAUAAACAGCAUAAGAAGAAUGCAAAGAAUAAGGAACAUAAAGGAAGAAAGAAGAAUAAGGAUCAUAGGAUGUCGCCAACGUCGCGACGCGCGUAAAAUCUCGCUCGAGGCUGACUCGAGACAUCCUCGGAAGAACAGGGCCGUCGUUAAGAAGAACAUGAAGAAAGAAGAACAUAAAAAGAGUGAGAAAAAUGAGGAACCUAAGAAGAACAAGAAGAGUAAAGAACAUAAGAAGAAUACAAAAAAUACCGAACAGAGGACGAUUGCGAAAAAUAAGGAACAUAAGAAGAACAAGGAGGAUAGGAUAAAGAACAUAAGAAAAUUAAGAAAAAUGAGUGCCGUAGAAGACGGGGGUAGUUUGCGAAGGGUGUCAGGAACAAAUGGUGGUAGCGUUCUUGAAGCUCGUUUACAACUUCGAAUCAGUUAA